Phaeodactylum tricornutum CCAP 1055/1 is the source of this 1566-nucleotide messenger RNA. RefSeq lists its product with no specific name. Lineage: Eukaryota; Bacillariophyta; Bacillariophyceae; Surirellales; Neidiaceae. Bases 224 to 1504 code for a protein of 426 amino acids. The transcript has 2 exons. The record is from RefSeq and is a predicted model, not a curated record.
CGUGUAGCUAAGCUAACGUUCAAUUUUUAUGCUUUUUUGCGAGUUCGGAAGAGACUGUUUGCACAAACCAAGUACCCUCCAAGCUACUUCUUCCGGAAGGGCGUGUAUCUCAAAACCAGCAAGUUUGCCUCCAAUCGUAUCAUAAAGGCGUCUAUCGCAACGAAGUAGCACGUUGCUUUUGCAAUAUCGCCAAAGUAGCGAAGAUUCUCAAAUACCCUUGAAAAUGCCUGGUCCAGGAUGGCUCAAUGGAUGGCUGAAAAUCAACACGAAGCAUGUAGUUUUCCCCAAAAGCGCCUUUGUCGAGAAAGGCGGAAACCAGUCAAAUUCUCAACAAUCCCAGAAAACCACCUCUACGGCACAAUCUUCUACCAUGGGAUCGACGCCACGGGAUCCGGAGCUGGCGGCGAUCAAACGGUUCAGUAAUCGCAGGAGCAGACGUCGCUUACAACGGACGCGGUCCAAUUCGGACCUCAUUCGUGAGCUAGCGAUUGAGAAGCAUUACGACGAUCAUCAUUUGAUGGACGUUCCUAGAGUGAUUGGGGUUUCGGAGGAUGGGAAUGAUUCAGAGCACGCGCCUGCUCGUGGCGGGAAGAUUUCACAGGAUUCCAGGCCGAGGCGUAACACAACAGGUAUGCGCGAGGAGGGUUCACUCGAAAAUGUUGAUUCACUCGGCAUGGUAUCUACUGCAUCUAGCCCUCCAACCAUUGGUGACUCUAGGGUGUGCGAUCAUCACGAAAACCUGUACGAAGCGGCGUUUUUGCAUCAAUUUGAACGGAGACAUGCCCAAGAUUCCCUGACUCCGACCCGACACGAUAUUUGUAGAGCCGCCCAAGCCGACUCCCAACACAGGGCGUUCGGCGGUUUUCUACCUCAUCCUUUCUUUCAGUCGGAAGAGCCUCGUGAUUGCCAGAAAUGCGCUGAGCUCAACGCUGAGUUAAUUGCUACUUUGGAUGAUUUAGAGUACAUGAAAACAAUGGCUCUAACUAGUGAAGCAGUAGCGGAUCCGGUAAAGCAACAGACAGAAAAUUUCGAGAAAUAUUCUAAGCAACUGCACGAAUUAACGAUUCGCCACAAGAAGCAAGUCGAACAACUAACCAGGGAAAGAUCCCUGUGGCAACACGAGAUGCAAUUAAAGCUAAGCAAAUUCUCCGGCUUGUGCAAGCACCUCAAUGAGGAAUCUGCUGUUCGCAACGUAGAGUCUGCCUCUCUUCGAGAAGAACUUGCAUCGGUAAAAGCCGAGCGCAACGUUUUGGCUGAAGAAGUUCUUCGCCUUCGCGCUCAGGCUGAAUGCUACGAAAAACAAAAGUUGGAAGACGAAGUAACGAGAGCCAAGCUACUUGAUUACGAACAACGUGGACUCGAACGCUCCGAAAACGAGAUUCGAUCACGAGAUCAAGUCAUCUACGAGCUAACGUCUCGUUUGGAAUCCACUUUGGACCAGCUUGAGUCAGAACGCCAGCAACAACGAAAUCGUCGGCAAAUCAUCUUUCCCGCUAGUUCUUAAAGGGUUUUCACAAUCACGCAUCUACUUCAUGCUAAUUAUAUACGCAUAGAUCACUUUAUUGG